Molecule: messenger RNA, 318 nt
Organism: Fusarium redolens
Lineage: Eukaryota; Fungi; Ascomycota; Sordariomycetes; Hypocreales; Nectriaceae
Exons: 1
Source: RefSeq, a predicted model, not a curated record
AUGGGAAGCAGCUCGCUCCCUAGCGUUCCUUCGCCAACGCGCGUUGCGCCACCGCACGCAAUGACCGUUGAGCAGCUACUCCAUUUCCUACAAGAGAGGAGCCAUCUUCUUACGCUGGAAAAUGAAAGAUUGCACCCACAGUACGAGUUUCUCCAGGCCUCAGUCGAUCAGAAAGAGGCUACAUUGAAAUGGCAACAGAGCCUCAUCCGCUUAGGAGAGGAGCAUGUGACCUUGCUAGAGAGAGUACUUCAAGGGCAGUCAACUGAGACGGUGUCCGCGACGGAAUCGCCGCCACAGUUCAUGGAGCAUCAGUUUCGG